Amaranthus tricolor (Joseph's coat) is the source of this 1083-nucleotide messenger RNA. RefSeq lists its product as uncharacterized. Lineage: Eukaryota; Viridiplantae; Streptophyta; Magnoliopsida; Caryophyllales; Amaranthaceae. The record is from RefSeq and is a predicted model, not a curated record. The transcript has a single exon. Bases 1 to 1083 code for a protein of 360 amino acids.
AUGCCUCCUCUAUCUAGCAAGCGUUUGAGACAGCGCUCUUCUAACAAGGAACUACUUGAGCUAGUUAUGGAAUUGGCUGAGGAGCGGAAGUCAAAGUCCAAGUCAACCGCAGAGACAUCUUCCUCUAUGAGCAAGAGGAUCUCUCAGAAUAAACCUCCAACGUACUCAAGAGCUGGGGAACCUGCAUCUUUAGAAAGUUGGUGGCGAGAGUUUGAUAAACUUUUCAACGUGGUGCAAUGCCCUGAGAACUUGAGGGUAGACCAGGCUGCAUUCUACCUUCAAGAAGAGGCAGACUAUUGGUGGUCAAACGCAAGAGAUAGAGUGAUUAGUGAUCCCGAUAAUCCGCUGAGUUGGAAAGAAUUCAAGACACUGAUUCGAGAAAAGUCUUACCCACCACAUAUCAGGAAGCAAAACUCGAAUGAAUUUGCUAGGCUUGAGAUGGGCGAGAUGACCGUGGAUGAAUACUACAAGAAAUUCAUGGAAUAUAUCAAAUACUGCCCUGAUGACGUCCCCACCGAAGAAAAGAAGAUGCAAAGGUUCGAGUUGGGAUUGGUGAAUGAAGUGCAAUUUCACAUCGAUAGCGACAGAUACACCACUUUAGACGCUAUGUACCAAAGAGCUGCACAAGUUGGGAGCUUGAUUAAGAUGGGCAAAGGAAAAAGGCCUGAGAUGAGUAGUGUGGCAGCCACCAGUGGGGAGAAAAGGAAGGAGAGCUUUAUUCAGCAAAACAACUUCCUUAACAACAAGAGACAUCAAAACUUCAAUGACCAACACCUCGGGAAUGGUAGAAAUGGCAAGCCUCAGCUGGGAGGUUCCAAUGAUCGAAAGGUGAUCAAGGAUCGUCAUGGCAAGGAGAGGGUCUUCUUCUGCGCCAAGUGUCCCAACAAUCACCCAGGGAGAGACUGCAAUGGAAAUCUCGUGGAAUGCAAAUACUGUGGCAAGCUGGGACACCGAGAAUAUGAAUCUUUUGUAAAGCAUGGACAUCCAGCUCAACAACAUAGUGGUCCACAAAACUCCAGACUGGGAAAUUUCGGAAAUAACAAGAAUGGGAACGAUCACAGUGGUAGGAAGCAAAACCAUUAG